AUGGACGCCCAUAUGUCUGUUGCUAGCAUGAGUACCUCGUCGUCGGCAGGUUUCCAGUCAGACUGGAUCACCAGCUUUUCGCCAACUUCGAUCUCGGGUCCGGUCCUCUUGGGCCUCUUCCUUGGUUAUGUUUCUCUUUGCUCUCUUUUGCGGUUCUCCCGCAUCAACUCUCUUGUUUCCAAGCUUGGGUUCCACGAUCGUGCUUCCUUGGGUCGAAUGACAAACCAGAAUGCCUUUGAAAUUGUCAAGACUAUGGCAAAUCUCGAAUUUCCGCUUAUGUAUGACCUUGCCACUCGGUUGGCAUUGUUUGAGACAUAUGCUGUGCAAAACGUUGGCCAUGUUCUCUAUGGUGGCAGCGAUCUAGCCAUCACUGCGAAAGCCCCCAAGAGAUAUGCAGACACUGAAGUCGUCUAUCUCUGCUUUGCAAAUUUUGCGCCUGAAUCACCAACUCUUAGUAAGGCGAUUGCGCGUACAAACUUCCUUCACGCACCAUAUAUCAAGGCUGGCAAGAUUAAGCAAGAGGAUCUCCUCUACGUGCUUUACGCCUCCUUCGCCGAGCCCGUUAGAUUCCUCAACCAGUAUGAGUGGCGAGCUCUUACUGACAUGGAGACUGCUGCUAUUUCAACUUUGUGGAAGUACGUCGCUGAUAUGAUGGAGAUCGACUACAAGACUAUCCUCCAAAAGACUGAGUGGACUGAUGGCCUUGAAUUCCUUGAGGAUAUGACUCGCUUCGGAUCAGACUAUGAGGAUAAAUACCUGCGCCCUACGAAGGAGAUUCAGAAGCUUGGUGACGUCCUGAUGGAGAUGCUGUUGGACUCUUAUCCCAAGUUUGCUGCCCCGAUUGGAUACUCAGCAGCUUGUGUCCUUAUGGGACCCAGGUUGAGACGAGCAUUUGGUUUCCCGGAACCCAGUCUGGGUAUCACUGUCCUGACUUACAGUCUUUUGCUUGUCCGAAAACUUGCUGUGCGAUUCCUCUGUCUUCCUCGUACUUCUGGUGUAGAGUUCCUUUCUCAGCCGGAUGAACAGACAGGCCGCAUCACUACUCGCCAUUAUAUGAAGGAACCUUAUUACGUGCCCGCUACCUUCUGGCAGCGCUGGAACUUUGAGGCAUGCAUCACUUGGCUUUCUGGUGGACUGAUCCCUGGUGAUGGCGGCGCAAAGAUGAAGCCUGAGGGUUUUCUCUUUGAGGAUAUCGGCCCUGACAAGGUUGUCGGUAAGGGUAUUGAGGAGACCAAUGCUUUCGAAGAGAAGGCAAAACAAAAGGCGUUUGCGGGCUGUCCAUACAAGCCCGCACGAGCUUAG
Messenger RNA from Fusarium graminearum PH-1, 1302 nucleotides. RefSeq lists its product as uncharacterized. The record is from RefSeq and is a predicted model, not a curated record. Gene Ontology annotation, molecular function: oxidoreductase activity. The coding region runs from base 1 to 1302 and encodes 433 amino acids. Lineage: Eukaryota; Fungi; Ascomycota; Sordariomycetes; Hypocreales; Nectriaceae. The transcript is spliced from 5 exons.